Messenger RNA from Amoebophrya sp. A120, 5275 nucleotides. The record is from the annotation of a GenBank genome assembly. Lineage: Eukaryota; Dinophyceae; Syndiniales; Amoebophryaceae.
GUUAUUUUUAAGCAUUGACCUAAGAUUUGUACGUGCCCAUACGACGCUUACAAGUCUGUCUUUAGUAGGCGUUUUGAUGCUGUUCUUAUUCGGUUCUUGUUUUGGUUUUACUUUAUUCGCAACCGUGCGGACUCUAAGACAUUGACAUUAUGGCGCCUUCUGAAGAGGGACCGAACUUGCUUGACCAGCUUUUGGGAAUCAAUCCCGUGGCGGCUACAGCAGCCUCUAGUGCCUCGCAGCAAGGUGUAGUUUCUAAUUAUCCCUCUGCUCCGGCGGCCAGCACGACGGCGACCAACCCGUAUUCUGCGGCAGCCACGUCGCCUGCCCCGGCGUCCGCGAAAGCCACGGGAGGUGGACCUGCGUAUAAUACUCCGCAAGCAGGAGUUCUUGGAACAUCAUCAAGCCAAUUCUCGUCCUAUCCGUCCGUGCAACAACCCGGCGCGGUAUCUUCUGGUGCGACCCCGCGACCCCCGGAUGCGCCACGCACGACGACCCCACGCCCUGUCAUGGGCGGAGGUAGCAGCACUGCGGCUGCAGCGCAGGGACCUGCAGGCCAACAAAAUGGUGCCAGUAGUAGAGACACACAACUCGGCGGCGCGGGCGCGGCCGCCCAGGUACCACCCGUGAAUCUAGCGCCGAUUACAUCAACAGGUCCGAGUUCUUCGGUUCCUGGCCCACCUGCAUACACAACAAUGUCAUCCGCGCCGGCCGCACCAGCACCCGGACAGGGGAUCAUGGGAUUGCCCUCCGGUCCGCAGCAGCAAGUAGGAGCCCCAGGAGUACUUUUUCCUCCCCCACCUUCAGAGCAGCAAUCCCAAAUCCGCCCGACGAUCCUGCCGCAAAACGUCAACACUAACCGUAAGUCCACCGUUAUCCAAGAAAAAAACUGUGUAAGUGUAAAUUUGUGUUGCAGAAACUGCAAAACUGUUUCACUUGUCAUGCUGGACAUGCAUCAGACUCAGAGGCAAUUUUCUUUUUCGUGCGUGUUUUCACAUACUAGCUAUGCAUGACAAGUUUUCUGUGUCAUGCAGAAACUUGUGUGCUGUUCCUCCAAGAAACUUACACUUAUAGAUACAUAUACAGUUAUUUUUUCCCUCGAUAAUCGUGGAUCAACUCCCCUUUCUUCACAUCGAGUCGACCACCAACUCCCCCACCGUCGAGAACAAGAAGCGCGGCUUAUCAAAAGGAAAAAUCCCCCCUCCCCAUAUCGAAAACCACAUGUGUGUUGCUGUAUUUGAGUACACAAAUCACAUUUGUCUUGCAGUAAAGGACUGCACGCAGAUCGUACGCCAGAGGGGGGGCCUCUUGGUGUAGGGACCUAGCAUGGCAGACGUCAGCCCUAUAGGCCUUGCAGCAUUACAAAUUGCCUGCAUAUCGUGGCGGAGUCUCUGAAUUUGCCCUCUUGCAAGAGAGACAGGAUUUGUGCCCACGAAUCAGCAUCACAAAUUUUUAGAGCCGUGCCCUUUCAGUAUGGGGAGGGGGGAUGUUUCCGCUUGAUGCGGCUUGCUCUUCCAAAACCAGGUGGAUGGGAACGCUGGCAAGCCGAUACCCGAGCAGGUCGCCGCGGUGCAGAAACUGGCGAACAGCAAGGUGCGGGCACUGAUGACGAGUGUGGACAAGUUGAAGAAGGAGAAUCUGGAGCUGAAGAAGUCCUCGCAAGAGCACAAGCGGACAAACGUGAUCAAGCAGUUGCAGGAGGAGCUGGGGAAGCAGGACGCGAUUAUCGGGGGGCUGUUGAAGAAAAUUGCGGGGGACUACAGUACGAACGGCGAGCAGAAGAAGUUGCUCGACGCGGUGCUGAAGGAGAACGACCAGAAAGCGCGGGCGCCGGCGCGGGUCAAAAUUUUGUCAAGGACGGAGCUGCAGUUCGAGUCGGAACGGUUCAAGAACGAGCUGAACAGGGAGAAGCACGACCGCAUCCAGCUGGAGAAGCAGUUGGAAUUGCUGCAGCAGCAGCUGAAAAAGGAGAAAUACGUGUCCCAGAUGCUGUAUCCACUGCAAAAGUAUCGUACUCGUAUGAAUUGCUAUUGCAGGUAUGCAUGACAAAUCUGGCUUUCUACCCAAAUCUGCAUUACAAAUGCCAAUUUUGUUCCUGAUAAAAUUUGUCAUGCGAUUUAUUCUAGUACGAUACUUUUGCAAUGCAUAUGCUGGAGCAGCAGAUGUCGGCCGCCGUCGAGGACAUGCAGGACGUGGUGAUUCGGAAGGAGCAGAUGCACAGCGAGAAGGUGGAACUCGAGUAUCACACAGAAAAAAACUGGCAGGUCACAUUUGUAAUGCAAAAAUAAAUACACAAAAAAAUCUGUAUUGCGUAUCCUAAAUAGCAUGCUAUGAGGCCGCCCAUGACAAGUUUUUCUGUGUAUUUAUUUUUGCAUUACAAAUAUCAAUAUGCCCUGCCAGCUUUUUUCUCUGGGAUAUCGAGCUGAAGCUGAAGAAGGAAUACGAAACCACCAUUCAGCUCCUCGCCACGGAGUGCGAAGCAAGCAAGCUGCGGGUCGAAGAACUCGAGCAACUGCACUCGGAUAUCCUUGGUGGAAAGUCGUACAAGCCUCCUUGUUCCAAAUACUUCACUAGAUCGCAUUUUAGCAGAAAAACAAUUUUGAAAAUAGAAGUAGAACGAAGCUUCCGCUUCGUCUUCGUGUCCUCGUGCAGGUGAGUGAACAGCUAGGAGAAAAUGGAAAGAUGUUCAUCUGCACCCCUGCUGCUACACGCGGCGCAAAGUUAGCUGUACGCGCAACAUUAGUUGUUGUCUUCCUUGGAGAACCAGGCGACGUUUUUUUUCCCCCGGAUAUCCGAAGAAGAGAAGCAGAAGAAGCUGAUGGCGGAGGUGGCGAAAUUCAGCGAAACACGGCGAAAGAAGGAGGAGAUGGAAGCGAGAUGCAAGUUGAUGGAGAUUGAAAGUGACAACAUGAUGCAGGAGAAGGCCGCUCUGGAGGAGAAAGUGAAAGUUUUGGAGAAGGAUAAGGAGGACAUGAGUAUAAUUCAUCUACUAGAAGAUUUAUCACUCUUGUGCUGAAGCAGACCUCGGUCGUGCUUGUGCCGCGUGUCGUGCUGCUGCGUGUCGUGCUGCUGCGUUUUUAUCCUUGCGUUCGCAUGUGCAUGGGAAUUCGAAUUAUCUAGAUUUCACUCGAGAGGAACUUCUAAACUUCGCCUUUACCCUCCCCUCGUUAAGUACCGGAAUCCCUCGUUGCACUUGGCUCGCUGCCCAGUUGAUCGCUAUACUAUCACCAUUUCUACCUAGGUCGCGAGGCCGCUCGUCUGACGGACUUGCUAGACGCGGAGCGAGGCCGGUUUAAUGAGCUGCUGGACCUGAAACAAAAGAAGGCACAGGAGGACGAGGUGCAACAGAAGGAAUUGGUUCUCCGUGAGAAGCAGAUUGAGGAUUUGAAAAAAGAGCUCAAAACCGCAAAAGACGAAGCCGCAUCAGGAGAAAAAGCGGCUGCGAAGAGUGCUGCGGCAGGGGAAAGGAAACGUAUCUAUUUUAUCUUUGUUCGAGCAAGGCUCGCCCUUGUAUGCGUUUUGAAUUUCACUGAUCAUGAGGAACCCGUCUUGCAUUUUACGCGAUAAGAAGAGGAUCUCGCGCCGGCCGCGUUUCCAGUUCGUCUGUUGUUUGAGAUCCCAUCUGAAAUUUGUGUCACAUGAUGUUGAAAAUCCCACACAACUCUACCAGCGCCUCCCGCGGCCCAGAGUAAAACCAAGGCUACACACCCACACCAGCACCACCACAUGCACGCGAAAGUGCAAAAUUUUUCCGCCCAGUUGAAAGAAAUCGACGAAUUAGCGACGCCGCGAACCACGGACACACUCGAAUUGAAGAAACUGAAGGAGAAAAUCAAGUUUCUCGAGCACGCUCUCGAGGACGCGGACGCCGGUAUCAAACAGGGAAGAAUUUAUACGUAGAACAUAAUUGAACCGAAAUUUUUGUCCUCGUGCAUGUAAUCGCCGGAAUCGAAUGUGCAUGACACGGAAAUACAAGUAGCAUCAGCAUCUUCAAUCUAUGUAUCUUGUCGGCCGCCACAAGAUCCAUGCUAGCUGCAGUUCAAAAGGAACACAAGGCAGUAGGACACGUGCAACUUCUUCUAGGAGUGCUGGCCACGGCUGCUGGGUUUGGCGAGCGUUCAGAUUUCCUUUGCCUUUCGCACUGCACUUGCAUAAGGCAAUACGGAAAAUGAUCCUGUCCCAGCGUAAGUGUUUUUUUUCCCUCUUGAUACCGGAGUUAGAAGAUUUGGAGGACGAAAUCGACCAUCUGGAGGAAGCUCUGGGCCACGCACAGCAAGAAAUUGACGUCCUCAAAACCGGCACUACUAACACGUCCUCUGCGAUGAAAGCGAACCAGGGCGCUGGAGGUGCUCUCGCGAAGCCGGAGGGCGAGGCUGCGGAGGGCGAUGAAGCAGCUCCGGUGGUAGAAGUGGAGGAAGGAAAUACUGCGGCAGAAACCGACGUUGCCGGCGGCACCACAACAGGAGGGGUUGAGCAAGACCUGCCGGCGGCACCACAACAGGAGGGGUUAAAGAUGAGCACAACUGUAGCUAGUAAUGCUCCGGACGCAAGUAGUGCGAGUGCAGCAGGUGCAGUCGGCCCUGCGGAGUCUCAAGCAAGUCCUCCGACGACUACCGAUGCUGCCGCGGGGGAAGUCGAACUCGUGCAGGUGAAGCCGAAUGAGGACGAGCUGGGCACAAGAGCAUCUGCCGCAGCAGCCUCAUCCACGACCGCUCCGGCCGCCGGGGAAGCUACAGCCCCCGCAACUACAGGGGGUGGUCUUGCCGUCGAGAAGGACAAUAGUAUUGGUGCGACUACCAGCGCCGUUCCUGUCGCUGCCGCGAACGCAGAGGGAGUGGAGCAGCUGCAGCUACAAGAAAAGCCACCCGAGCUGCCUGCAGCGCCGCCGGGCGCAAGCGCCAGCGGGGCGGAACCGACGGCGGUCGCAGGCGUACCUGCGGCUUCGACGAGCUGAUGAAUGACAUAGUUAGAAGGUGGUCUUUUUUGAUGAGGUCUGAUUCUCUUGCCCGAUUUUGGAGGUUUUUUGACGAAAGUAGAUGUUGUUUGUUUUUGACAAUGAUUGUGAUUGAAAGGAAACAGCAAGACCAAAGCGUGAUUUUAGAAUGAGGAAAAGCGCCGGAAGGCACCAACACGGAAGCACCUGUCCUCAAGGAACCACCUACGGCUUUGAAGGAAGGCAACGCUGGUGUUUCUGCUCGAUCGCACCAUUUCGGCAAGAACGUUGGUUGUCUAUAGUUGAAAGAAGUAUCCACACACGCGCCGCGCCCAUCCUAGCUAG